Molecule: messenger RNA, 830 nt
Organism: Dictyostelium purpureum
Lineage: Eukaryota; Evosea; Eumycetozoa; Dictyosteliales; Dictyosteliaceae
Exons: 1
Source: RefSeq, a predicted model, not a curated record
UUUAAUAAUAGUUAUUAAUAUUUAUAUAAUCAAUAGUAUUAUAAAUAUAUAUAAAUAAAUCUAUCACAUAAAAAAAAAAAAAAAAAAAAAUUUUGUUUACACUAAUAAUUGUUCACAUAAUUUUUUUUUUUUUAAUAAUAAACAAUGAAAAAAGUAGAUAGUAGUAAUUUGAUUGUUUUUAGUGAAGAUGACGAGAAAUAUUUCGAUUCACCAUUCAUAUAUUCACAAUCUUCAAAUUUUUUAAAUGAUAAUUUAAUAUGGGAAGAAAAAAAUAAUAUAAAUAUAAUUAAUACGAUAAAUAAUAACAGCAAUAAUAAUUGUUGUAGUAAUAAUAGCAAUAAUAAUAAUUUUUCACCAACAUCUUCAACCUCUACUCCAUCAUAUUUUUCUUCAUCUUCAACAAAUACGUCCGCAUCUUCUUAUACUUCACCAAAUAUAAAUAUAAAUGAUCAACAACAUUUUUUUAAUAUAGGUAAUAACUAUACUUUGAAUACAAGUAAUAAUAAUAGCAAUAUUUUAAAUAGUAAUAAUAAUAAUAGUUUAAAUAAUAAUACGAAUACGAAUAAUAUUAAUAAUAAUAAUAUUAUUAAUAAUAAUAAUAUCCAUCACAGCCAAUUUCAUAAUAAAAAAGCUCAUUGGUAUGAAGAUGAUCAAAAUGACUUUAAUCAUUUCGAUAUCUCAUUUGUCGGUGGACAUAGAGUAUUUUACGCAGGAGAAACGAUUGAAAUGGAAUUAAGGGUUAAGGUUAAAAAUUUACAGUAUUUAAAGGCAACUUUUGAAUCAGUAUCAACCAGUCAUAGUACAAAAACAAAAUUGUUUUCAAAAAAUAC